AUGGGGACAGAAUCCAGUGUCCGUCUUCGGGUAGCCAGAGUCGACAAUCCCGGAGAGGUCAAAGGGACAGAGGAAGCGCCUACGGCUCAUGGAGGAGACCUGCGACAUCAACGGCCAACUUCUGGCUUUCUGGAGCGCGUUUCAGAGGAUCCAAAUAAAAAUCUACAAUCUAAACUAACGGUUAAGACUUCUCCAACUGGCCAGGUUCCUCGGCCAACGUCUCUACAGCUCUACAAAGCGAGAUCCCCAAAUGCCUCGGCACAUCAGGGGGCGACCAGCUCUGUAGCGUCUCCGCACGGUCACCUUCCUUGUAAACCGUCUCAGAAACCAAUGCAGACUUCCAGGCGUUCUUUGGGACAGCCGCACAACGGUUCUCGGUCGGCGGGGCUUAAAAGUCCAGAGCUGACACCCAACGAUUGUGCCGUUGGGCGCCCGCCAGCACGGGUAACAUCCCAUACUGUCUCAGGCUCCUCAAAGAUAUUACAUGACACUACAGAUCCAGUAAUCAAACCAGAAUCAGGACCCCGAGUUCAUUCUCAUGAGGGCACCAACUCAAAGCUCUCGACUAUUCAGCCGCCUCCGUGUCCGUCACAGGUACCCACGGUGGAAUUGUCGAAGCAAGCAGGGAAGCAAUCCCCCAGAGGUUCCAUGCUUCGACCCCCGAGCAACUUCGCCUCCAAACUUAAAACGCCAAGCAGCCCCAAGUCCGACGUCCUCCAGCCGGCCGAGUCGCAGGCCGAUCCGUCGAAGUCUUUUCAAAAAGCGCCGUCCGCCACCGCCGCCUCUCCCAAGCCGUUUCCCAACAGAAAAGAAAACCCACAAGAAGCCACGGAAAGCUCGCCCUCGAAGAAGCAAUCCCGUCUUCCUCAACCAAAAACCCAUUAGAGAAAUAAAUAAAGCAAUAACGCAUAAUAUGAUAUGCAUUAAACGAUGUUUAGUAAGCGUG
Messenger RNA from Spea bombifrons (plains spadefoot toad), 946 nucleotides. RefSeq lists its product as uncharacterized. The transcript has 2 exons. Bases 1 to 885 code for a protein of 294 amino acids. The record is from RefSeq and is a predicted model, not a curated record. Lineage: Eukaryota; Metazoa; Chordata; Amphibia; Anura; Pelobatidae.